AUGAAUAUAAUGAUAGAGCACCCAAUGUCAUCUCCAAAAUUAGAACGGCCUAUAUUUGCACGUUACCAGCGGAGGCUAUCAAAUGUCAAAGAUAUCACUUCAGAAACUAUGGCUUAUUUUAACCAGGAAAGGAACAAAACAAUUAUAAUUAAAUUCAUUCUUUCGCUUUCCCCUGAUCAAAGAACGCCAGAAAUGAUUGAAAAAGUGUAUUCAUUGACAAAAGAUCUGGCAUUUUUUAAAACUAUUCGGGAAGAGCAUACCGAAGAUAAGCUUUUUUAAUAUAACAUGAUAACAGACUAUAAGUGCAUAAUCUAUUUAAUAUUAGAAAAAAUUUAAUUUUUAGAUAUUAUAUAUAGAAAAAUCAACAUAUUCAUUAUUCGUGCUGCAAAUAUUUAAAUUUUGAGUUUCAUCCUGCUGGAUCGGUUAUUAUAAAACAGGGAGAACCUGGUUCAAAAUUUUAUAUUUUAAUAGAAGGAUCUGCAAAUGUUAUAAGGGAAAAUGAUGACGGUAGCAUGAAUUUAAUAGCAGAAAUAGGGGAUGGGGAAUCAUUUGGUGAAAGGUCACUUUUAUUAGGGACUAAAAGAGCUGCAACCGUUAUUGCUGUUGAGGAUUGCUCUCUAGGAGUACUUGUAGCAAGUGAUUAUAAAAAAAUUUUGGAAUCUUUUAUGGAAGACAGAUAUAAUGUCCUUAUAGAGAUGCUUACUCCUUAUUUAUUUUUAUUAAUUUUUUAUAUUUAAAAUUUGGCCUGUAAAAUUUAAUAAUCCAUAAAUUGAUAUAUUUAAGGCCAUGAAUUUAGACAUUUGCCUAUGUUCAAAGACCAAUCUCUUAAUUAUUUACAAAGAUUCACAUAUUAUUUUAAAUCAAAAAAGGUGAAAAAGAGACAAAUAAUUUUCCAAGAAGGUGACCCUGCUGAUAAAGUCUACUUAAUCCAAGAUGGCGAAUUCAGCUUAUUUAGAACUCUUACUGUUUCUAUAAAAUCUUCAAAGCCAUUCCCAGAAAAAUCUCCACUGAAAACAAAAAAUAUUUCCAAACAAAGCCCAAUUGCAAUAUUAUCUAUAGGAACAAUGUUCGGAGAAGAAGAAAUUACUUCAGGAGAAGCCAAAAGAAGCACGACUUGUAUAUGCACUUCAAAUAGCGGCCUAUUAUUGAUUAUUAGCAAAGAAAACUUUUUGAAGCAAAUCAUGAAAAAUGAUGAUGCAGUCAAUUUUAUAAGAAAUAGGACACAAAAAAAAUUACAGACAAGGCAAAAUAUUUUUGAUAGAAAAAUUAAAGUACAAAAAUUAAAUUCAGGAAUUAUUCCAUUAGUAAUUGAUAAGAACUGCCCAAAAAAAGAGCCAUUAAAAGCUAUUGAAAGCUUGCCACAGCUUGCAUCUCCAAAGCGCGCAAGUGGAAAUUUAUUUUCACCAAGGAUUAUUUUGAAUUCAUCAACAUUUAUGUUUCCAUCUGAAAAAGAUUACGAUAAUAUGCCCUUGUACUAUUGGAUAAAAUCCAAGCGCUAAGAUAUAUUUAAAUCAAACUAAUUUAUUUUAAAGUCAUGUAAGUGAAAUUAUUCUUAUAGAGAAUAACAUAUCUAGCUGUCCUAAUAAAAGGCAUGGUAGUCUUUGCUCAAUCAUGAUUUCAGAAGCAUCAGAUCAAUCCAAGCUUCAGCUUUGCAAAUCCAGAGAAGAAGUAAAUUUUUCAACGCUUUCCACAGAAUUAAAAGAUUCCUUAAAUUUUAGAAGACAAAACAGCCUCUUUUCAUCUGGCCAAGCAUAAAACACCCCACCUCUCUCAAUGCCAAACUACCUAGUUUUGAUAAUAAGAAUUUUAAUAGAUAUUCAAAUUUUCGCUCCUAAGAUAUUAAUACAUUAUUUAUAGCAUGUUUGCAUAUAUAUUCAAUACUUUAUUUCAUAUCUUCUAUAUACAAAAUAUUUGUAUCGGUAGCAAAUUUAACUCAUAAUUUUGUAUUAAAUUUAAGUGAGAUAUAUCAUACUUUAUAUGUAAAUAAGUUAUUUAAGCAUAUUAAAUAUGUUAAAAAACGCAUUAAUUUAGCGAAAUCGAUGCUAGAUAUUGUAUGUCCCUAUGAUAGAUAAGGAUGCUUGAAUUGAUUUACUUGUGUCUCUACAUUUUAAAGCAGUAUUCAACUAUAGAACUUGCCCGAGGAUGGCGCUAUUUUGCGCCAUCCUCGGGCAAGUUCUAUAGUUGAAUACUUAUUAAGUGAUACUCAGCGUAUUUCUCUAUUUACUCUCUUAUCCAUUAGUCUAAAAAAUUUUCCAUAAUAAAAUUUUGUAUAUAGUAGAAAUAUGAAAUAAAGUAUUAAAUAUAUGUGUAAACAUUCUAUAAAUCACGUUUUAAUUGCUCACUAAAUACUGCAAUAUCUCUUACAUUUCUUAUUAUCAAGACUAGGUAGUUUAAUAUUGAGAGGGGUGGGGGGUUUUAUGCUUAACCAUUCAUCUACUUCUUCUGAUGAUAAAACACAAAACAAAAAUCUAAAAACCAAAGAUGAAAUCAACUAUUUAACAUUUUCAGUAGGAGUUCAAGAUAAAGAAUUAAAGAGUCCAGAUAUGAAAAGAAAGAAAUCUGCCAGUAUAAGCAUUUACAAAAAGUGGGCAGAUAGUAUAAGUAUAACAACGGAUAAGAAAUGGGGUAUGGAUAGUCCGACUAUAAAGCAUACUGCUUUAGAAGACGGCUCGCCUAUACAAAGAAAAUCUUUAGGAGCAUCAUCAUCACUAGGAUAUCUAUGUUUUGAUGAUUCUGGCAGUCCGCAUUGCAUACUUAUUAAAAGGGCGUGAAGAGCCAGCCUAAUCUCUUAAUGCCUAUAGUAUAAAACUGGAGACUGUAUGGAAGAGGUAUUCCUGAUUGGGAAAGGCGGUGUCUGAUUAGCCGACCGCAUGCUCACAGCUAGAUUAGGUUCUUACCUCAUGGGAAUAUAUUCGUUAGAGCAAGAAAAGGAAUACCUAGCAAGGCAAGUAUUUCUCACUUAGCCAAUUUAGCAAUUUCCUAGUGCAGCAUGAGGCUUUGCAUCCUGGGCCAACCAGAAAAUUGAUUUCUCAAAUUUUCAUGAAGGCAAAUAGGCAGGCGGCAUGAUCCAGCGUUUCUGACUCUCCGGUAGCAAGUGCAAGAAAUCGUCUGUGAGGAACAUCAAAUUGGAAGGCUAUUAGCUCGGCCUGCAGGGACCUUCUAUAAACUUAGCUAAGAAGUAAGGUAAUCGCAUUGCAAAGAAACUAGGCAAAAAAAUGAAUCCAAUGUGAUCAAUAUGCAUACUCAUCUUAUGAAAUCGAAAAGCAAAAAAUACCAUAAAUUUAAUUCACUAUGCAAGACAACUAAGCGAAAAAUUAAAUUUUAUAAUGAAAAUCAGCCUGAAUUACAAUUUCAAGACAUGGAAGUUAAGUCUAUGCAUUAUAAAAUGUAA
This is a messenger RNA of Blepharisma stoltei, 3391 nucleotides long. The record is from the annotation of a GenBank genome assembly. Lineage: Eukaryota; Ciliophora; Heterotrichea; Heterotrichida; Blepharismidae.